AUGUUCUCUGGGGAAAAGCACGACUCAACUUCUGACCUUUCACUGGCGCCACGCGUGGAUUUCUUUCAAACCGCACUCACGUCCGCCUGCCCUGAUCGGCCGGCCGCAAAGACUGCAGGUGAGUCCCCAUUUCUCUGGAGACGACAUACGGCAACACCAGUCCAGUGUCUGAGACACUUUCUUGAUGUGCAUUUAGUCUAG
Protopolystoma xenopodis is the source of this 201-nucleotide messenger RNA. The record is from the annotation of a GenBank genome assembly. Lineage: Eukaryota; Metazoa; Platyhelminthes; Monogenea; Polystomatidea; Polystomatidae.